Molecule: messenger RNA, 1641 nt
Organism: Colletotrichum karsti
Lineage: Eukaryota; Fungi; Ascomycota; Sordariomycetes; Glomerellales; Glomerellaceae
Product: acyloxidase
Exons: 3
Coding region: 1-1641 (546 amino acids)
Biological process (GO): fatty acid beta-oxidation using acyl-CoA oxidase; lipid homeostasis
Cellular component (GO): peroxisome
Molecular function (GO): acyl-CoA oxidase activity; fatty acid binding; FAD binding
Source: RefSeq, a predicted model, not a curated record
AUGAGCAUUCCUAAAUCGAUUUUGCAGCAUCAUCUAUGGGAUAUCAACAAAGACAGUCGCCAUGAAGCCACAACUUCCAACAUCCGACUUCACUAUGAUCGUGCUAAGCUCAUCUGCCAAGAAAGCGUGAUCGCUACUCGAGACCCGACAGUCCUCACGAUAUCGUCAAUCCACUUGAAUCUCUGCAUCGGUACAAUAGCUCGUUUCCGGGGCUCCCAGCCGCAUUUGACCCGGAUUCUCGACGACCUGAUACAGUUUCGAGUCUGCGGCGAGUUCAUGCUCACGGAAAUCGGCCACGGGCUCGACGCUCGCAAUCUCGAGACCACCGCCACCAUGCUCGAGGACGGCUCUUACGUCCUGAACACCCCAAACUUCGCCGCGGCCAAGGCCAUGCCCCCUACGACUCCCCUGGCCGGGAUCCCUCGCGUCGCGGUCGUUUUCGCUCGCCUCAUCGUCCGGAACGACGACAGAGGCGUCAAGCCGUUCCUCGUUCCGAUCAACGACGAGUGGGAAAUGCAUCGUGGUGUCACCUCCCGGGCGCUGCCCAUCCGGCCCGGAACCAAGCCCUUGGACCAUGCCAUCACGACUUUCAAGGACGUUCGUCUCGGCCCCGGAGCCCUUCUCGGCUCUGCCGCAAAGGCCGAGGACCAACGAGCGGACUUUUUCGAUCAAAUAUGGCGCGUGUCCGUGGGCACUAUCGCUUUGUCCUUCGCCAGCAUAUCCUCACUCAAGGUGUCUGGCUGCAUUGCUGGACUGUACAGCCAGAAGCGCCGCGUCGCCGCCGGCCGAGGAAGCGAGACGACCGCCGUCAUCAACUUUAGCACACAGAGCCGCCCUGUUCUGAAAGCGCUGGCGCAUUCGGAAGUGCUCGAAGUCUAUGCGCUUUGGACCGUUCGGGAGUUCAUGGAUCCGGAACACAGCGUUGACGUUCGCCGGGGUCUCGCCGCCGCCUUCAAGGCUUUGGUCACGAGGUCUUCUCGCACAAUGACCGAGUUGGUGGAGCGAUGUGGCUGGCAGGGUCUAUUCGCUCACAACCAGAUCAACGAGCUGGCGUUGUCGUUCCAAGGAAACUCGAUCGCGGAAGGCGACACGCUGGUACUCUGCAUACGUCUCGCUUCGGAGGUUCUGAUGGGAAAGUACCGUCUGCCUGAGCCAACUCAUCAAGACAGCCCGUUGGCAAAGUACGAGCGGGGACUCUUCCAAGAGGCGACAGAGAAAGUGCAAUCCCUUUCUGGGGGCCACCGAGGGGAAGGCUUCAACUCGGGCAUCCUCCCGCGCUGCAGGGGCCUUGUCGAAGCUAUGGGACAGCGGAUGGCGUACGAAGCCGCAGCGCGUGUUGAGACCGUACUUCCAGAGGUUCUAGAUGUCUUCGUCAUGUCCUGCAUCCGCGAGGACCCGAGCUGGUACACCGAGCACGGCGAGUUGACCCGGGCGCAAAUCUGGCACGACGAGGAAGACGCCUAUAGACAGCUGUUCCCUCUCUUGCCGAAGCUGAUAGAACGAUCCGGUGCACAAGACUACAUCGCGGCUCCCAUGAUUGAAGAGGAGAAGCUUGAGAAGUUUACUCUGGGUCUCGCGACCUUUGGUCUCGACGAAGACGUCAUCAGCGGCAGUGUUCGGAAGCGGCAUUCAAAACUUUAG